Molecule: messenger RNA, 823 nt
Organism: Paraphaeosphaeria sporulosa
Lineage: Eukaryota; Fungi; Ascomycota; Dothideomycetes; Pleosporales; Didymosphaeriaceae
Exons: 3
Molecular function (GO): protein binding
Source: RefSeq, a predicted model, not a curated record
UGUCUCUGUUCAAACUUAACUGCGAUAUAUACCCAACAACGGAACGAUGGCUUCACACACCACACCAGUCGGGUCCGCACACCCCAUUAUCGCUCCUGCCAACCCAGUCAACAGCCAGCUGAGCAGCUCACUAAACAACUUAAGCUUGCAAAGUCCUCCCGGUAUGACGACUGCUAGCCUUGAUUCUGCGAAUAGCACGACCGCCUGGAUUUCCGAUGCUCCAACCAAUUCGGAAGACUCUGGAAGCAAUACAGGGGGCCAGCCUGUCAAUAAUGGAACGGGGGCUCAUUUCGUCUUUAGUCCAAUCGAGGAAACAGCAGAUUCUGGCGAAACCGCCGAUACUAUAACUAUUGAAACAAUCACUCGCGACCCUCGGUUCAGUUGCUUCAGUCUAGAGGAGCUUAGAGUUGUUGACUACGCUCAAGGGAGGAAAGCUGUUGGAUCGGGGACUACGAGUAGCGGCUUCUCGCACCAGAAUCUAUCUUCGCUUUCCACUCGUGCGAGGAUCUUACAUAUGCUUAAAGGCUCAGGCAUAGACAUCGUUGUUGGGUCCAAAACCGCUACAUUUGGCAAACAAGAGACAUGGUGCUUGCCAAAGGCUCUGAUAUCAUAUCACUCGCUUUUCUUCAAGGCUGUAUGUUUUCACGACUUCAAGGAGAAGGAGGAAAAUCGCGUCAUCUUAGAAGACGAAGACCCACGGGUAUUCUCCCUCUUCGUCGAGUGGAUGUUUUACAACAGGCGACAAGUUGAUGUCAACGACAUUCAAGAACCACGCUAUGAAACGUCUCUACGAUGCGCAUCAUAUCGACAACUUGUCCGCUUC